AUGCUCACCCCUGUCCAUUUCUUCUCGCAUGGGUCGACGAUGAUGCUGGGCGAGGAGUCGACCUCCGCCUCGUACUGGAAAAGCUGCGGCGACGAAGCUUUGAAAAACGGGAUCAAAGGCGUGAUCGUGAUGGGCGCGCACUGGGACUGCUAUGGCGACCAAAUCCAGGUGUCGACGAACGCGCAGCCGGGCAAGUCGCCGGUGGCAUACGUGCAUCCCGAGAAAUACGUGGAUUACGCCCUGAACCCGGAUAUCCCGACGGCCCAACGGGUGAUUUCGAUGCUCGCCGCUGCCGGGUUCAACGCAUCGGGCAACGAGAGCUUUGACUGGAUCCACGACGUGUAUCUGAUUCUGAUCCGGAUGUUUCCUGCGCAGUGUCCGCCGACAACCAUCGUCUCGCUCAACGCCCGCUACGACCCGCACUUCCACCUCAAGGUCGGCUCGACGCUGCGCUCGCUGCGCGGAGAGGGAUACCUGCUCAUCGGCACGGGCGGCGCGGUGCACAACCUCUACCGCAACCGGUGGGCGCCGAUGCUGCGCUUCCGAGACAACUUCGCGCAGGAGACGCCGCCCGAGGCCUGGGCGCUGGAGUUCCGCCAGUCGGUCGAAGAUGUGCUGCUCAAGACCUCUGGACCGGCCCUGCGCCGCGCCAUGACGCGCCUCAUGAAGCAUCCGCACUAUCGCGAUGCACAUGCUACCGACGACCAUUUCAUGGCCGCCAUGUUUGUCGCGGGGGCGGCGGGCGAUGCCCAGGAUGAGGGAUCCCGCGCUGUCUUGGGCGCUGAGACGUGGGAGUUGACCAACAUGUGUAACUCGCAGUUUACCAUUCACAGUGCGGUAUAG
Penicilliopsis zonata CBS 506.65 is the source of this 843-nucleotide messenger RNA. RefSeq lists its product as hypothetical. The transcript has 2 exons. The record is from RefSeq and is a predicted model, not a curated record. NCBI's taxonomy places the organism in Eukaryota, Fungi, Ascomycota, Eurotiomycetes, Eurotiales, Aspergillaceae. Gene Ontology annotation, molecular function: oxidoreductase activity, acting on single donors with incorporation of molecular oxygen; ferrous iron binding; zinc ion binding. The coding region runs from base 1 to 843 and encodes 280 amino acids.